UGUGUCUCUUGUGAAGGCAUCGGCGGUGACGGAGUCCGGAGGAAACAUGUGUUUUACAUUUCUGCCUGCUUGUUUUGGUGCAAUGAGUUCCUCCACGAGACACAUUGAUUCGGGCGGCGAUUGCCAUACAGUCAUGCACCGGGAAUGCUGUUGCCUUGGGUGGGUAUGCAAAGUGAGCACAAACGGCAGAGACCUCCAGGCGGGGUUUCGUGCGCCCCGAAAACUUCAGGAGGGGCGUCGUGGGCGACCUCCCCGACCCGCCCAUGGGGACACGGCCUCUCUGAGGGGUGGAGUGAGUUCCCACCCAAGCAUCAGCCAAAGCGUCGGACCCUCGGAUGGCCUGGAGGGGGUCGGGGAGGAAAUAGCGGGCCGGAGAAGGGUGAAUGGAGACGUUACCCCGCAGAGGAAUAGCUGGCGAGAUCGAGCGAUGAUCAAGUUAAACUUCUGUUUCUUCUUCUGCCGGGGAUGGUGGGCGUUUCUCUUGCUUCAGCUCCACAUGUUGCAAGCUCUGGCACAAGAUGAUGUUGCACCGUAUUUCAAGACAGAACCGGGUUUGCCUCAGGUUCAUCUGGAAGGGAACCGUCUGGUGCUCACGUGCUUGGCAGAAGGAAGCUGGCCUUUGGAAUUUAAGUGGCUGCAUAAUGACAUGGAAACCACUGCCUUCUCCAGUGAAUACAAAUAUGUUAUCCCAUCCUUGCAAAGAUCUGAUGCUGGUUUUUAUCAGUGUGUUGUGAGGAACAGAAUGGGUGCACUCUUGCAAAGAAAAUCAGAAGUCCAAGUGGCAUACAUGGGGGAUUUCCAAGAUGUGGACCAAAGGAAAACUGUAUCUCAAGGGCAAGCCACCGUUCUAAACUUCCCAGAUAUCACAAGCUACCCCAGACCACAAGUGACUUGGUUUAGAGAUGGGCACAAGAUUAUACCAAGCAGCAGAAUAACCAUCACGCUAGAAAAUCAAUUGGUCAUCCUUGCAACAUCAGCAGCAGAUGCCGGGUGUUACUAUGUCCAGGCAGUCAAUGAAAAAAAUGGAGAGAACAAGACGAGCCCAUUUAUUUACCUGAGUGUGACAAAUGCCGACCCCUCAUCUGCUGCUGUGGCUCCUGUCACCGUAAUUCCUCCACAUAAUACAAGUGUAGUAGCCGGGAGUAAUGAAGCCAUCCUGGAAUGUGUGGCCAAUGGAAGGCCCACUGAGAAAUUAAGCGUAGCCUGGAAGAGGAACGGGAUCAAAAUAACCGGUGGAGUUAGCAGUUUUGGGAGGCGUCUCGCCAUUGCCAACCCAACCUCUGCUGACGUUGGGAUGUACGUCUGUGAGGCGCAGUUGAGAGACAGCCCUGUUGAGCCUGAGAGAGCGAAAGCUUUCCUGUCUAUCCUGGAGCCACCGUAUUUUACCGCUGAACCAGAAAGCCGAAUUUUGGCUGAAGUGGAGAAGACAGUGCAUCUCCCAUGUCAGGCAAUGGGUGUCCCACUUCCUACUCUGGUAUGGUACAAAGAUGCUGUCCCUAUCCACAAACUGCCGAAUCCUCGUUACAAAGUUCUGCUCAACGGGAGUCUUCAAAUUCAGGGACUGCAGCCUGGGGAUUCUGGCAUCUUUCAGUGUUUUGCAAGGAACGAGGCUGGGGAGACACAGACCCACACCUUCCUGGAUGUUACUAAUAUUGCACCCACAUUUACCCGGCCACCAGCCGAUACCACAGUUACCGAAGGGAUGACGGCGGUUUUAAGAUGCGAUGUUUCUGGAGCACCAAAACCUGCCAUUGCAUGGAAAAGGGGGAACCAGAUUUUGGCCAGUGGCUCCGUUCAGAUCCCCAGGUUCCUUCUCCUUGAGUCCGGAGGGCUCCAGAUAGCACCUGCUUUCCUUCAAGAUGCUGGCAACUACACCUGCUGGGCCGUCAACUCUGAAGGAAUCCUCAAUGCUUCUGCUGCUCUCACCGUGUGGAAUCGUACUUUCAUCGUCCGCCCUCCUGAGGACAGCACUGUUAUUAAGGGAACGACAGCGAUGCUGCAGUGUGGAGCCGCUCAUGACCCGAGAAUUUCAAUCAGGUAUGUUUGGAAGAAGGACAACGUUGUCAUAAAUCCAUCUAGCAGCUCCCGAAUCACCAUCGAGAAAGAUGGCACCCUUGUCAUCAGCCAGACGUGGUCCGGUGACAUUGGAGACUACACGUGUGAAGUCACUUCCUUUGGGGGAAACGACUCCAGGGUGGCUCGGAUGGAAGUGAUAGAGCUCCCUCACCCCCCGCAGAACCUUCUGGCCACCUUGAACUCUUCCUUCAGCCGCAGCGUGAUCCUCUCCUGGGUGCGUCCCUUUGACGGAAACAGUCCUGUCCUUUACUACAUUGUCGAGCUGUCCGAGAACAAUUCUCCCUGGAAAGUGCAUCUCUCUGACAUUGAUCCAAAGAUGACCACCAUCACUGUGAGUGGAUUAACACCAGCCCGUACCUACCAAUUUAGAGUGUGCGCAGUUAACCAAGUGGGCAGGGGCCAGUACAGCAUAGAAACCAGCAGGUUGAUGUUACCUGAAGAACCACCAAGUGCUCCACCCAAAAAUAUUGUGGCGAGCGGGCGGACCAACCAGUCGAUUAUGGUUCAGUGGCAGCCCCCUCCUGAAAGUGAACACAAUGGUGUUCUGCAUGGGUAUAUCCUUCGGUAUCGCCUGGCAGGCCUUCCCGGAGAGUACCAAUACAAGAACAUCACCAGCGCGGAGAUAAACUACUGCUUGGUCAAAGACCUGAUCAUCUGGACACAGUAUGAAAUCCAGGUGGCCUCUUACAACGGAGCCGGUCUGGGAGCCUUCAGCAGGGCAGUCACAGAAUAUACUUUGCAAGGAGUGCCUACCGCACCACCGCAGAACGUCCAAGCGGAAGCAGUGAACUCGACCACCAUCCAGUUCCUGUGGAACCCACCUCCGCAGCAAUUCAUCAACGGCAUCAAUCAGGGAUACAAGCUCCUGGCCUGGCCAACUGAUGCACCAGAAACCAUGACCACCGUCACCAUUACUCCAGAUUUUCAUGGAGUUCACAGUGGCUACAUAACCAACCUGAAGAAGUUUACAACGUACUACACCUCAAUCCUUUGCUUCACCACCCCAGGGGAUGGACCGCGGAGCCCACCACAGCUACUCCAGACUCACGAAGACAAGCCAGGAGCAGUGGGACAUCUGAGCUUCACGGAGAUUCUGGACACGUCGCUCAAGGUCAGCUGGCAAGAACCUGCAGAGAAAAAUGGCAUCAUUACAGGCUACCAGAUCUCCUGGGAGGUGUACAGCAGGAAUGAAUCCCGUCUUGCUCGCACUCUUGCUAACACAACCCUCGAGUACAAAAUUACGGGCUUGUCGUCUCUCACCACCUACACGAUCGAGGUAGCAGCCAUGACUGCAAAGGGGACCGGCUCGGUCACUUCGUCUACGAUUUCAUCGGGAGUUCCCCCAGAGCUUCCUGGUGCACCAUCCAAUUUAGUCAUCUCAAACAUCAGCCCUCGCUCUGCCACCCUUCAGUUCCGACCUGGAUAUGAUGGGAAAACAUCAAUCUCCAACUGGAUAGUAGAGGGUCAGGUUGGCGUUAUCGGAGAGGAAGAGGAGUGGGCAGCUCUGUGCGAGGUGGAGAAAGAAUCGGAUGCCCAGAUGCUGGAGAUCCCAAACCUCACACCUUAUACUCAUUACAGGUUCCGGAUGAGACAGGUGAACGUUGUCGGGCAAAGCCCACUCAGCCAACCAUCUCGCGUCAUCCAAACGCUCCAGGCCCCGCCAGACAUUGCGCCGGGGAGCGUGACCGUGCGCACCGCCAGUGAGACUAGCUUGUGGGUCCGUUGGGUGCCUCUACCUGACACUCAGUAUAACGGGAACCCUGAGUCGGUAGGUUACAGGAUCAAAUACUGGUGUUUGGACAUGCAGUCCCCUGUCCUGACCAAGGUCAUCAGCGACCGGCUGGAGAGGGAACACACCCUGGAGGAUCUACAGGAGUGGACAGAAUACGAGCUGCAAAUCCAAGCCUUCAAUGCGAUCGGGGCAGGACCGUGGAGUGACGUGGUGCGAGGUCGCACACGGGAAUCGGUUCCCUCGGCUCCCCCAGAGAACGUGUCCGCUGAAGCCGUGAGCUCCACCCAGAUCCUCUUGACCUGGGCAGCUGUGCCCGAAUCCGAGCAGAAUGGGCUCAUUCUUGGCUACAAGAUUUUGUUCAGGGCCAAAGACGUGGAAAGCAAAUUAAGCAGCCAGCUAGUGAGAGGGAACCACACACUCUCCGUCCUUCUAGCUGGCUUACGGAAAUACGUGCUUUAUGAGAUUCAGGUGUUGGCAUUCACACGUAUUGGAGAUGGGGCCCCCAGCUCUCUCCCUGUCCUCGAGAGGACAAAAGAUGAUGCCCCAGGCCCGCCAGUGCGGCUCGUGUUUCCUGAGGUGAGGCUGACAUCGGUGCGUAUUGUGUGGCAGCCACCUGAAGAGCCCAAUGGAAUUAUCCUCGGGUACCAAAUUGCAUACCGCUUGGCAACCAGCAGCCCGAACAAGUUCACCACCGUGGAAGUUGGCUCCACAGUCCGGCAGUUUGUGGCUACAGAUCUCCUGCCCGAAUCGGCGUACAUCUUCCGAGCCUCUGCCAAGACCCGGCAGGGCUGGGGGGAACCCUUGGAAGCCACAGUCAUCACAACGGAAAAAAGAGAACGACCGGCUCCCCCCAGGGAAUUGAGAAUCCCCCAGUCUGAAGUGACGUCCCGGAGUUUACAACUGCACUGGGUUCCUGGAAGCGACGGGUCUUCUCCAAUACGCUACUUCACAGUGCAAACGAAGGAGCUGCCCGGGGGUGACUGGCAAACGUAUUCUUCCUCCGUCAGUCACGAAGCCACCUCCUGUACAAUUGACAGGCUGAACCCGUUUACGUCUUACAAGCUGCGUCUGAAAGCAACCAACGAUAUCGGAGACAGCAACUUUGGCACUGAGACGGAAGCGGUCACCACGCUACAGGACGUUCCCGGCGAACCGCCGAAUUCUGUGUCUGCGACCCCGCACACGACGUCCUCUGUACUUGUGCAGUGGAAGCCUCCAAAAGUUGAGAGCUUGAACGGCCUCCUCUUGGGAUAUCGCAUUUAUUACCGUGAGCUGGAGUAUGAAAGCACAGGGCCGGGGCCGGAGUCGAAAGUCAUCAAACCCCCAUCGGCUUUACGAGCGGAACUUACACCCCAAAGCAGCUUCAAGACAGUGAACAGCAGCUCUGUAUUAACGACGUAUGAAUUAACACAGCUGAAGAAGUACAAGAGGUAUGAAGUUGUAAUGACAGCCUAUAACAUCGUUGGAGAGAGCCCUGCCAGCGCUCCCGUGGAGGUCUUUGUUGGUGAAGCGGCGCCAGCAAUGCCCCCCCAGAACAUCCAGGUCAACGCGCUCUCCGCAAGCCAGCUGGAAGUCACCUGGGACCCUCCUCCUGUGGACAGCCAGAACGGGAACAUACAAGGCUACAAGGUUUAUUACUGGGAGGAGGACAGCCAGAACGAUACGGAGAAAGUGAAGGUCCUUUUCCUCCCAGAGACAAGCGUCCGGCUGAAGAAUCUGACCAGUUACUCCAAACACCUGGUCUGUAUCUCUGCAUUCAACGCAGCAGGGGAUGGGCCAAGGAGCAGCCCUGGGCAGGGCAGGACGCAGCAGGCAGCUCCCAGUGCGCCCAGCUCCUUGGCUUUCUCCGAAAUCACUUGCUCUGCGCUCAACGUGUCCUGGGGGGAGCCGGCUGCAGCCAACGGGAUUCUGCAGGGCUAUCGGGUGAUUUAUGAGCCUUUGGCCCCAGUAAAAGGGGUGAGCAAAGUGGUGACCGUGGACAUCAAGGGGAAUUGGCAGCGCUGGCUAAAAGUCAGAGACCUCACCAAGGGAAUGACUUACUUGUUCCGAGUGCAGGCCAAGACUAUCACCUAUGGACCGGAACUGCAAGCCAACGUCACAGCUGGGCCAGCGGAGGGGUCGCCUGGUUCCCCGCAGCAUGUUCUGGUUUCCAAAACAACCUCCGGACUGACUUUGUACUGGACCGAGGGAGUUUCAGGAGGCAAACCCACCACUGGCUACAUCAUAGAAACCAGACCUUCAGAUGAAGGACUGUGGGACCUGUUUGUGAAGGACAUCCCCCGGAGUGCCACUUCCUACACAGUCAGCCUGGACAAGCUGAAACAAGGGGUGAGCUAUGAGUUCCGGGUGGUAGCAGUGAACGACUUUGGAUACGGAGAACCCAGCUCUACCUCUGUCGCAGUAUCAGCUCACACAGAAUCUCCUUUCUACGAGGAGUGGUGGUUCUUGCUUGUGAUGGCUCUCUGCAGCCUCAUUGUUAUCCUGCUGGUGGUAUUUGCACUGAUUUUGCACAGCCAGACCAAGAAAUACCGUAACUGCAGCACAGAGCCAGGGCAGGGCCUUUGCCUGUGCUCAUUCUGUCGCCGUUUGUCCCCAGGAAAAAACAUUUCCAACGUGGAGGACUCUGUCACUCUGGAUAACGGGGGGUUCACGGCUCUGGAGCUCAACAGCCGGCACCUCAACGUCAAAAACACUUUCUCAAAGAAGAACGGGACAAGAUCUCCUCCUCGCCCAAGCCCCGGAGGGCUGCACUAUUCAGACGAGGACAUUUGUAACAAGUACAACGGCGCGGUGCUGACAGAAAGCGUCGCCCUCAACGAGAAACCCUUGGAUGCUUCAGAAUCGGAAGUGACAGAUUCAGACUACGAGGACGAAUUGCCCAAGCACUCUUUCGUCAACCAUUACAUGAGCGACCCCACGUACUACAACUCAUGGAAGCGGCAGCAAAAGGGCGCAAAGCAUCCGACACCAUACAGGUAUGAGGAAUGCGUGGCCAACGAGGCAGAGCCUUACUUCCAGACUGUCAUCACGACACAGAGCUCAGGAGGGGUGUACACCCCAACAGGACAGCCUGCUCCAGGCUCACGGACUCCAGUGACAGGUUUCUCUUCCUUCGUCUGACACCGGGAGAAAGACGAAACCGCCUAAGCUCAGCAGCCUGCCGCAUUUGGAAAAGCAACCGCUACCACCACUACCACCCAACCAGAGGACUGUUUGCGUGAUAGGUGCAGUGAACUGUGGGUAAAAUUCUCUUAUCAGGGUAGAAUGGAUGUAAAUGUGAAUGUCUAUAUAUAUUUUUUUUCAAGACAAUCAACUCUUUAAGAUACGGAGCUGACCUAGUUGAACUUGCUUUGAUUUUUUUUUUCUAAAAAAAACACAAAAAACCACAAAAUGAUCAAAAAUUGACAAUUUUAACCACUUUGGAAUAUGAUUUAAGGGGAUUUUUUAAAUAAUAAAAAAAUGCUUUUGUAACGCUGCUUUCAGAAGCAGCCUUCUAUGGGUUUCUUUCCCUUUCCUUUCUCAAGCCAAGGAGAUGAAUUCCAUUCUUGUGGAUUAGGUAGCACUGUUGUGAUGUAAUUGAAGGUGAAACCCUGUAGCCUCCCAAGCACUCUCCCUUUCCUCUAUCAACCAGGUUAAUUAGGAAAACACAAAAGAAGGGGAAGAGACUUUAAGAAUGGCUCUCUCCCAGCAAUUCUCUCUCUUCCUCUCUCUGUCCUUGCUGCUUCUGCCUUCCAAAGCACCCAGCUGAAUCACUUUGUCUCAAUAUCAUGUCUCCUCCGGUGCCUGCAAGGUUCACUCCUGGUGGUUUUUGAUCAACUAUCUCUUGUCUUCAUUUCUAUUCUGUUCCAACUGAGCUUGUUGUGUUCCUAAAAAAUAUUCCCCUCUCCAGGGUUCCUGUAAGUCAGCGUAAAAGCGCAGAGGGUAGCAUUAGGUGAAACAGCAGAGGAAAAAUGAUGAUGAGGUAUCAGUUUUGCGCUUAAUGUAGGUCUGAUUCUUCCUUUGUAGACUGCAUGUGCCAAUGUCCCUUGUAAAUCUCAAAGAAAAAGAAAAACCAGCAAGAAGACGGUUCCUUUAAAUGAAUGUGUUUAUGAAGUGGUGCGGAGAACACGCUAGAGGAAUGAUACUUUUGUGGCUUUCCAAGGUGUCCUUCCAAGUAAAAGAAACCAAACCCCUCCCCACCCAGUUGGGUGCUGUCCUGCAGCUCUGUUUAAAAAGAAAAAACUACAUGUUAACACCAGAUUUGUUUGAUUUUUUUUAAAAAUGUAUAUUUUUAAUGAUUUUUUUUUUAAAAUACAAAGACACGUCAUACUCUGCCGGGUGAUGUUUUUUGGUGUCCGCAGGUGCCUUUUCGCAAUUAUCCGGCUGCAUGCGCGAGAGGCAGCAGCCCAAAGUCUCUGAAUGAAGCUCAAGCGGUUUUCAAAACCACAGGGUUACAAAUUGCCUCGCGUCCGUUUUCCCAAGCCGUCUGCCUGAGCUGCCGCUCAC
Messenger RNA from Elgaria multicarinata webbii, 8293 nucleotides. It is a transcript of the gene SDK1, whose product is annotated as sidekick cell adhesion molecule 1. The transcript is spliced from 45 exons. Lineage: Eukaryota; Metazoa; Chordata; Lepidosauria; Squamata; Anguidae. Bases 47 to 6928 code for a protein of 2293 amino acids. The record is from RefSeq and is a predicted model, not a curated record. Gene Ontology annotation, molecular function: protein binding. Gene Ontology annotation, biological process: cell-cell adhesion.